Hymenoscyphus albidus is the source of this 2104-nucleotide messenger RNA. NCBI's taxonomy places the organism in Eukaryota, Fungi, Ascomycota, Leotiomycetes, Helotiales, Helotiaceae. The record is from the annotation of a GenBank genome assembly.
CUCAAACUUUGUCUUCUCGCAGAAAUCCUGUCACUACGAGACCUCAUGCUCAUUGUGAAUAUGAAAUGGGUCCUGUCAACAAUCAAAAACGUUUAUUUCUACCCGAUGCUAUCUCUAUAUACGUCCAAUUCGUGAUCAUUGGAAGUAUUCUAUACGGAGUGUGCUAUGUCUGGAAGACUUUGAAUUCGGAACGCCGCCUGUCGGGCUUCGCGGUCGCGACACUCGCUGAAGAGGGUCUGGGGCCGAAAGAGAGUUAUCUCAAAGACUCCAAUAAAACCAUUGCUGCAGGACUGAAGUCGAACUCUGGACCAUUCCAAAUUAUUACUGGUACUGGGCCUAAACUCGUCUUACAGAACAGGUUCGCCGAUGAGCUACGAAACCGAUCAGAGCUGGACUUCAAUGAAGCCUUUCGCAAGGACUUUUUCGCUCAUUAUCCCGGCUUCGAUGGCUUUCGCGCGAGCUUGGACAAUCCUACGCUGAUUCCGUCGACUCUUCGAAUCAAGAUGACGCAGAGUUUGGGGCUUGUCACAAAUCAUCUUGUCGAUGAGGCUACAGCCGCUCUUCAUGAGCUUUAUGGCGAGAAUCGAGAAUGGCAUUCCAUUGCGGUGAAACAGCAUAACCUCAACUUCAUUGCACGCCUUUCGUCGCGAGUCUUUCUGGGCAGACCGAUCUGUCGCAACGAGAAAUGGAUAGAAAUUGCAAAGAAUCACACUGGUCGGUCGUCGAUAAUUACAUUUAGCAGUAUCUGGAUACAUUACUGACUGGCCUGCAGUUGACUCGUUCUUGGCCGCUCGUGAUCUUCGUGCGCAACCCUUCUUUUUGCGUCGUAUCAAGCAUUACUUCAUGCCGCACAAUAAGAAUAUCCGUAAGGACUGUUCUCUAAAGUUGUCUCCUCCAUUGUUACUUACAAGAACUCCAGAACGGCAUUAUGCCGAUGCCAAGCAGAUCAUCAAUACCGAGGUAGAGAGGAGGAAGAUUCGAGCCCAAAUAAUUCUGGCUUCGGGUGGCAAGCCGGCAAAGGUAUCAGACGCCAUCGGGUGGAUGGUCGAGAUGGCUGGUGGAAAGGAAGUGGAUUAUGUCGCGGCUCAGCUCUCUCUUACCGUUGCCUCAAUCCAUGCCACGACAGAAGCACUGACAUCAGCCCUAUUGGAUCUUGUGACUUAUCCCGAAAUCAUUCCCUCACUUCGUCAAGAGAUCAUUGAGGCAUUGAGUACAGGAGGGUGGUCCAAGCAAGCGCUGUUCAAGAUGAAGCUAAUGGACAGCUUCUUGAAGGAGUCGCAACGACUGCAUCCGGUGAGAUCUGCUGUUUGGUUGCAAAGGAGCUAUGCUAAAUUAUUGAUGAUAUCUUUUGACAGCCUAGUGAUGGUGAGAAUGAUUUACCACGGGCCUAUAUGGUUGAUUUAUGAUGCUAACACUAUCUCAGUCUCCAUGAAUAGAAAGGUUAUGCGUCGCGUAACUCUUUCCGACGGCACUGUCCUACCGGUAGGUGCUCGUCUCAUGGUCGCGGGAGGAUUCCGAGACCCUAAGAUCUAUGAAAAUCCCGACAAAUUUGACGCCCACCGGUUUUUCAAGCUACGGGAAGAAAACCCCAACGGUGCUUAUCAAUAUGUUUCCACCUCGGGGGAUAUGUUUGGUUUCGGUAUGGCCUGACUAGACUCUACCCUUUUACCUGCAGUGUCAAUCUGGUAAGGUUCUAAUAUUGACAAAUCUCAUAGGACACGGCAACCAUGCAUGUCCGGGACGGUUCCUUGCUAGCAGCGAGCUGAAGAUUGCCCUAGCACACAUGAUUCUGAAAUACGAUUGGAAACUCGACCAAGAAGACACGAUGCCGAAGUUCUUUCAAAAUGAGACGGCCCACAUGACUAACCCAGGCAUGAAACUCAUGAUGAGGAGGAGAACCGAGGAGAUCGACCUUGAUCUGAAGGUGGAUCCAGAUCUGAUUGACGUCAAAGAAUAGAUCAGUUCCGUGCAUGGUACAAUCUCAGGGAUGGGCUAGAUUAUGAUAGAAGUUUGCCCUCAUAACCAUAGAUCACAAAUAUCUUGCCAAAGAUGUGCUGAUUUUAUAUUCUGUAAAGGCUACAUAUAUUUACUAUAGAGAUUGCUU